Messenger RNA from Suricata suricatta (meerkat), 4451 nucleotides. RefSeq names its product prostate transmembrane protein, androgen induced 1 (gene PMEPA1). Bases 1 to 1053 code for a protein of 350 amino acids. Gene Ontology annotation, cellular component: Golgi membrane; early endosome membrane. Gene Ontology annotation, molecular function: R-SMAD binding. The record is from RefSeq and is a predicted model, not a curated record. NCBI's taxonomy places the organism in Eukaryota, Metazoa, Chordata, Mammalia, Carnivora, Herpestidae. Gene Ontology annotation, biological process: negative regulation of transforming growth factor beta receptor signaling pathway. The transcript has 6 exons.
AUGAGCUCACUGGAGAUCCUGACGUCUACCUGCAGAGUGGUUAACCGGCGGCCCAGGCCGUUUGUUGACUCAGCCACUUUGCACAAUGCCCGGCGGACACAGUCGGGACACGGCCGGCCGCCCUCGGCCCAGCCCAAACCCACGCCGGCCUUCCCGGCUUCCCGACUGGCUGCCGAGGCGGGUCUGGCCCCCACGCAGCUGCAGGAGACGCAGGGCCCCUUUGCGCUCGGGGCGCCGGAGGCUAGCGGCCUCGUGGGGCUGCAGACCUGGAGGCGGAGAGUUUCUAGCGAAUUAGCAGAACUGGAGUUCGUGGAGAUCACCAUCAUUGUGGUGGUGGUGAUGGUCAUGGUGGUGGUGAUCACCUGCCUGCUGAGCCACUACAAGCUGUCCGCUCGCUCCCUCAUCGGCCGGCACAGCCAGGGCAGGAGGAGAGAAGAUGCCCUGUCUGCGGAAGGAUGCCUCUGGCCCUCGGAGAGCACAGUGUCAGGCAACGGAAUCCCAGAGCCGCAGGUCUAUGCCCCUCCGAGGCCCACCGACCGCCUGGCCGUGCCCCCCUUCACCCAGCGGGACCGCUGCCUCCGCUUCCAGCCCACCUACCCGUACCUGCAGCACGAGAUCGACCUGCCGCCCACCAUCUCGCUGUCGGACGGGGAGGAGCCUCCGCCGUACCAGGGCCCCUGCACCCUCCAGCUGCGCGACCCCGAGCAGCAGCUGGAGCUGAACCGGGAGUCGGUGCGCGCGCCCCCGAACAGAACCAUCUUCGACAGCGACCUGAUGGACAGCGCGAUGUUGGGUGGCCCCUGCCCCCCCAGCAGUAACUCGGGCAUCAGCGCCACGUGCUACGGGGGAGGCGGGCGCAUGGAGGGGCCGCCCCCCACCUACAGCGAGGUCAUCGGCCACUACCCUGGGUCCCCCGCCUUCCAGCACCAGCAGAGCAGCGGGCCGCCCUCCUUGCUGGAGGGGACCCGGCACCCUCACGCACACCUUGCGCCCCUGGAGAGCUCACCUGCCUGGAGCAAAGAGAAAGAUAAACAGAAAGGUCACCCUCUCUAGGAGUUCUGGGGGGCGGGGGGCCGGGGCAGCAGUGGGUUUAAAAAAAAAAAAAAAAAAAAAAGAGGCAAAACACUCCGCACUUCCUAAACGAGAAGACAGAGGAGGACCGGGCGGCACCCAGAACCGCGGCGCGUAAUCAUCCCCUCCCCCCUCUCUGUGUAUAAAUAUUUACAUGUUCUGUCUGGUCUGAAGGCACAAGCGAAGAAAGCUUGCGAAAAAACACGUUUCUUUAUCGAGCAGUGUCUUGAAGGCAAAAGGAAAAAAAAAAAACCCUACCCUAGUCUUUUCUGUUCCUAGUUGAGCUGCGUGCGUGAAUGCUUAUUUCCUUUUGUUUGUUUAUGAUGAUUUCACUUAACUUUAAAGACAUAUUUGCACAAAACCUUUGUUUAAAGAUCUGCAAUAUUAUAUAUAUAAAUAUAUAUAAAAUAAGAGAAACUGUAUUGUGAGGGCAGGAGUAUUUUUGUAUUAGAAGAGGCCUAUUAAAAAAAAAGUUGUUUUCUGAACUAGAAGAGAAAAAAAAAUGGCAAUUUUUGAGUGCCAAGUCAGAAAGCGUGUAUUACCUUGUAAAGAAAAAAAAACCUACAAAGCAGGGGUUUAGAGUUAUUUAUAUAAAUGUUGAGCUUUUGCACUAUUUUUUAAUAUAAAUAUGUCAGUGCUUGUUUGAUGGAGACUUCUACGGUGUCUGUGGGGACUUUGAAGGGGAGGAGCGGCGCAAUGUCGCAGCGGACGCCAGGCGGAGGGCGGGUCCCGCGCGGAGUGGGGACGGACUUCUGGGGGGGCGCUCUUCUGUCUAGCUUUAGGUUGUUACCUCGUUAUACAUUCCCCCCGCCCCCCCCAGGAGACCUGUUUCCCCCUCUGGGCCAGCCCAGCCUCCGGAUGGCAGAGGAGAAUGGGAAAUUAGGCACCGAGUUCCAGGGUGGUGGCUUUGCCUUUCCCGAGGUGAAAAUAAACUGUUACUGAAGAAUCUUAGUUUUUCCUCCUGUUUUUUAAGCAUGAAGCCCCCCUCCCCCUCCCCAGGAAGGGGCUAAGGCGCCCCCUUUGCAGACGCUGCUGCCCGCCCCCCGGAGCUCGGUGCCGGGACCCGCCAGAGAGGUUUGGGAGGCCCUUUUGUGCGAAGUGCUUUUGGGACGAUCCGGCUGGUCCAGGAGGUUGCCAAUUGGAAAGGCCCCAAGGAAAGGAACUUGACCUCAUCCCUGGCUUUCUCUUUCCGUAGCAAUUCUCACCGAACAGGCCGAUAAACAGGACCCUAGGGACGAAAAAGUGACACGCCCAGGUGUCUCCCAGGACGUGACAAAGGGUUCCCGUGAAGAACAAGUCAAAGCAAUGUAAACCUGUGCGUUAUGUUUUCAAAGCAGAAUUCUUUACCUUCCGUGCCACGUGUUCAUUCCCUUUCCCCGUGGAAACAGGCAUGGCUGGUGUGUCCGUGUGUCUGUGUUUUCAGGCGUCUGUCUCAGAGACCGUUCUGGUUUGCUAGGAUUUUCCCGAGUGGAUUUCGGUCUGGCAGGAUCCCUUGGUGUUGGCGUGCAGGGGAGGGCCUGUGAGCGGGCACACGUGUGUGCCCAGUGACACGCCACCAGCAGGGGGGGUGGGGGGCUCCCUUGGAAUCUACUGCUUCACAUUCCAUGAGUGACCCCCACCCCCCCACUCACGGAGCUGUCUUUUCCUUCUGGAAGAAUGCGACCCAUCAGAAGGCAUAAGGGCAGUAUCUCUUGUUUCUAAGCAACUUUUUUAUUACUUAAAACAAAAACCUGAGAACAGUUUUGAAGUUCUGACCAUUCGAACUCUAUCUCUACGUUUUAAGAGCCUGACAACCAACAGAUAAACACGGAGUCUGCGCACUCGCUGCUGACCCGCCUGGCAGAGAGUCUUUGUGCUUUGAUGUCAAAACCUGCCUCUCCAUGGGGUCCUUGGCCUCGACAUUGCUUCUCUCUCAGAGGAGGAUGCUUUUCGGAAGUCAGUACCGAGAACUCGGUGCAAUUUGUCCUAAAAGGUACAGGGACACGUUUAUAGAUAAAAAUAAUUUUUAAAAAAAACGUAUCUUUCUUUGACGUGAAGAGUCAGUCUCCCUAGUGCCUUACUGAGAAAACAGUGCGCUCUCGUCACCGGUUGGGGGCAUCCCUGGACGGUGACUCGAUCACCCCUCCCUGGGGACUGGCCUUUCCACUUGAGGGCUGCCACUUCUCAAACACCCCCCAUAGCUCCCUGUGCCCGGUCCCGCCUGCCCUCCUCUGCGGACGCGCCUUGUCCUGUUAGGCGACCCCUCCCUCCCCCUCCACCUUGUCGUGUGCUGUUUCUGAGUCCCAUGCGGGUUAUGAGCCUAGAAGCCGAGGCCGAAGUGAUGCCAAGGGUCUGAGCCACACUGUGACCCCCGUUGCUUGGGGGUGUGGUCCGCGUGUGCUGUUUGGGGGAAAGCAGGAAGUGGCUUCCUGACCUAGCGGGCUCCAGGGCCGAGCACGCCCCCCGCCGAUGGCACCCCAGGCCCAGGGCAGAGAGGCUGGGCGAAGGCGGGGCCCAUCCCGGGAAAACCGGUGGGGCGUGUUUCUGGAAACUACUGCUGCAGCUAAGUGGUUUCUCUGCUGGACCCCGGAGCUCUGGGGGUGCCCUCAUUCCUCUAGAUGUCGGCUGCCAUGCCGCUGUCUUUGAAAAGGCUUUGCGCACCCCCAAGGAGCUCCCCCUUUUUCCAGGAAAAAGUUUGGGGUCCUCGGCAGUGGCUGGUUGGAGGGGGACCAGGUCGGGCUUUCUCUUGUGCUCGUUUCCCUGCUUGUGACCCGCCCAGGCCUCUGCAGACCGACUUGGCGGGGGCACUAUGAGCCAUCCGUGUCCCCCCAAAGUGUUCUUUGCAAGGAGCCGAGCCCCUCCCCGCCCCCCGACGUCUAGUGAACACCAGGGCAGGGCAAGAACGGAGUCCGUUCCCUGUCCUUGUCUCUGUGACGUGUAUGUCUCGGAAAUGGUUUCCUACGUGCACACAGGCUUCCAGAUCCAUAAAACAUCCCAACGAUAAAGGAAAACUAACCGUGUUUGUUCUGUUCUGUUCUGUUUGUUCUGGAAACCGCACUUCCAGUUUUGCUGUACUAGAGAGCCCAGAAGGACAUGCCUUCUCGUUUGCCUGCCUGACUCCCUGCGUGCGCGGAUGGCGCACCGUUACGUUGCGUUCUUGGCGUUGAGACCGCCCCCCUUUACAGCCCUGUCUCCCAAGUUAUGUUCAAGUUAAACUCCUGUAAAUUCCCCGUGGCACGCUGGGUGCGGCGCCCACGUUGCUGCUGAGUAAAACUCUGUAUUUGGAUGCCAACCCACAGGCCUGAUGAAAUCGCUUGUUCUGUAUCAAUAAUCAUUAGUGGCAAUGAUGACAUUCUGAAAAGCUGCAAUACUUAUACAAUAAAUUUUACAAUUCUUUGGAA